Impatiens glandulifera is the source of this 1330-nucleotide messenger RNA. RefSeq lists its product as uncharacterized. NCBI's taxonomy places the organism in Eukaryota, Viridiplantae, Streptophyta, Magnoliopsida, Ericales, Balsaminaceae. The transcript is spliced from 8 exons. Bases 87 to 1289 code for a protein of 400 amino acids. The record is from RefSeq and is a predicted model, not a curated record.
UUCCUAAUUUUCUACUCUGGUGCGUUUCGCUAUCCGUACACAUCCUUUGUCUUCUUCCUCGGAUUAGGAAUUCCUCAGAAGUUAGGAUGUCUUACAUCCCUCCUCACAAGCGCCACACCAAAGAUAACAACAGUCCAUGUAAACCAGAACGACUUAUUUCUCCAUCUGAGAACAAUAAUCAUAGGUCAUUUGGAUAUAAAAAUAUCUCGAAGGAUUCUGGAAGAAUAUACAGACAUGCACAAGCACAAGGUGCAGUAUCUACAUGGUUUUCUGUUGGCUUAGAUGAUGAUGAUGGUCAGUUUACAAGAUUAGUUCGCUUUGAGCCAAUAUCCUUGAAAUCCUAUGAGGAGCAGAAGAGAUCAAAUGAACUGCCUCAGAUUUUAGUGCUUGAUGACAGUUGGCUUCUGCAGCCAAAGGGUGACUACAAGAUUUCUCCAGUGAAGCGUAUUGUGACACUUCUAGAGAAAGACUUGAUUCAUUCUUUUGGAAAUGUGAGGAUGCUAAUGGAAGAAUGCCCAGAACUGAAGCCUACACUUGUUGCUAGGUUUGGAAGAAACCUUUUCUAUGGGACCUCUUCUAUAUCAUCAACCACUUCGAUUACAGAGGCAAUUCUGAAACCAGUACACAAAACAUUUUAUACAAAUCUCCCUCCUUCAUAUCUGAAAUUUGUUGAAGAUGAAGCUGUAGAUAAGAUUGGACUUAAAUUAUCAACUGGGAAGGAGAUAUACCAAGUGAAGGUGCUUGAUCGGUUACAUCCCGAUUCAGAAAUCUCGUGCAAAUGUAGAAUUGUGAAGAACUUAAAUAAACUUGAAGUCUACAAGAUGGAGUUGAAACAACUACGCCAUUUUGUUGCGGAUAUAUCUUGCAUUGGCCAGAAGACAGAUGUCAGGCUAAUGCUUUACACAAAGAGAGUUGUAUCAUCUCUAAUAGUUGAGGAGGAGAAAAAGAAGAUAGAAAACAUGAUCAAUUCUGCAGUUAUUGAUCCUGAGAUUAAGGGUGGUGUAAGGUGGCCUUUAGGGAAACAGUCAGAUGGUGACAGGUAUAGUAUUGUUGGGGUUUGGCAUGACAAAAGUAAAACUUUUCGAAAUUCGUCGAUGAGGGUUAAAAUUCGACAAGCUGAUCGGUUUGAUUUUGGAACUUCGGUUGGUGAUUGUUCUGGUGAGGUUGUACUAAAAAUGACCGAACUCCUGUCAUGUUUCAAGGAUGACAAGUUUGGGGAGAAUGUUGUUGCUGAAUUACUGAAUGAUUACAUGAAGGUGAUUUGGGACAAUUUAGUAUCUUCUUCUUAGUAUUGAUUUUGUUGGUUAACAAGCGAGUUGAGCUUUUGGGA